AUGAGUGAGCCGGCAGCUUGCCCACAACCACAGUUUGUGGCUCACCCCACGCAGGUCAUCAAGGCACUGAGGGUGUCUGGUGUCAUCGAAAGCCAUGACGCUGACAGCGUGGACGCAAUCACGGAAUGGCUCCAACGUCUGCAGCUACAGCUGGGCGGCGCGUUCACCUGGGCCACCGAGGAGACCGAGGAUGGCUUCACGAUCAACGGUGAGCGCUUUCAAAUAGAAGGUCUUCUAGGAGAAGGCAGCUUUGGGUCUGUCUACAAAUGUCUUUGUGACGGUCAGUCUGUGGCCGUCAAAGUCCUCAGUACAGAGAGGAUUGCCAUGAUGACCAACUGCUCACAGCAAGUCGUUCUGAGGAGAAUGCUGCAGGAAGCUGAGAUUCUUGGUUGUCUCGGCGGCCAUCCCAACAUUGUCCAGCUACGGUCUGCUGCUGUUUCGCAGCAGACCCUGCGAAUUUACAUCUCUAUGCAGCUGCUUGAGUGCAACGAUCUUUUUUCCGAAAUGUUGCGACGUCGGCAGCAGCCUUUCUCGGAGCGGGACGCCCGAGAGGCGCUGACGCAGGUGAUCAUGGCGGUUGUACAUUGCCACCGUCGAGGGGUUGCACAUCGAGACAUCAAGCUUGAGAAUCUCAUGGUGGCCAGCCGCCAACCGUUAGUGGUGAAGCUCAUUGAUUUUGGCCAGGCAGUGAUGCACGACCAAUCUCACGAGAGGAUGCGGAGCGUCGCCAAGACAUUGACGACAACAUCGGUGUACACCCCACCAGAGGUGCAGAAGGCCACGCAGGACAACGAGGCCUACGAUCCAUUCAAGCUGGAUUCCUUUGCGGUGGGAGUGGUCUUGUAUGCUCUCCUGAUGAAUGCUCUCCCACAGACCAGCAAAGGUUGCUCCUACGAGAGGCACCCCAAGUGGAAGUUGUUGUCAACAAAUGCGCAAGACCUUAUCAAGCAGCUCAUGGAGCCUGAUCCGAACCGGCGCAUCUCCAUGUUAGACGCCUUGCAACAUCCCUGGCUCCUAGCUCGAGGCAGUUCCGGCAGUGCUGCGAGGAGCUCGAGAUCACAGACUCCCCUAGACAGAGACAGCGAGAUGCAAGUGCUGCUCUCAGCGCAAGAGCUGAACAAGGCCUUGCAGCGCGAGCGUGGCUCAAGCUGCUGGCUUCUGAGUGGAAACGAAGAAGCUGAGAAUGUUUGCCGUUGGUUCUGCAAAUCCACCGACGAAAGUUUCGUCAAACUGCAGGAACGCUUGGCCUACACCCAGCAAGAAGAGCACAGAGCAGACAUCAACAAGAGGCUGUGUCAAAUGGCGGACAUGACACAGCGCUUGCGACUUGAGUGUCGCAACCUCAGGUUUGUCCCAAAGGCGAACCGGGAAGACAAUUUCGACGUUGUGUUCAGUGGCUACAGCAAGCUGAAUGAAGAUGCCAUUGGCCUUAUUGGCCUGCUGAUGCAGGCCUUCAAAGGCCCAGAGCCGGUCAUGAUGAUCGAGCUGAAGUUGAGGAUGCUCCUUCACAUGGCGGAGCAGCUGGGCCGGGAACGAGGCUUCAUCUCCUUCCACAUAGGACAGGCUCUGCCACAGUGA
Molecule: messenger RNA, 1578 nt
Organism: Symbiodinium natans
Lineage: Eukaryota; Dinophyceae; Suessiales; Symbiodiniaceae
Source: the annotation of a GenBank genome assembly